Molecule: messenger RNA, 1194 nt
Organism: Sorex araneus (European shrew)
Lineage: Eukaryota; Metazoa; Chordata; Mammalia; Eulipotyphla; Soricidae
Product: patr class I histocompatibility antigen, A-126 alpha chain-like
Exons: 8
Coding region: 1-1194 (397 amino acids)
Biological process (GO): positive regulation of T cell mediated cytotoxicity; immune response; antigen processing and presentation of endogenous peptide antigen via MHC class I via ER pathway, TAP-independent
Cellular component (GO): external side of plasma membrane
Molecular function (GO): peptide antigen binding; signaling receptor binding
Source: RefSeq, a predicted model, not a curated record
AUGUUUGAGCCGCGACCCCUCCUGCUGCUGCUCUCGGGGGUCCUGGUCCUGACCCAAACCCGGGCGGGCCCCCACUCCUUGCGGUAUGUUCACACCGCCAUGUCCCGGCCCGGCGGGGAGCCCCGCUACAUCGCCGCCGGGUACGUGGACGACACGCAGUUCGUGCGCUUCGACAGCGACUCAGCAAGUCUGAGGGCCGAGCCUCGGGGGCCUUGGGCAGAUCAGGAGGGACCCCAGUACUGGGAGGAGGCGACGCGGGUCUACAAGAGCAACACACAGACUUUCCGACAGAGCCUGAACACCCUGCGCGGCUACUACAACCAGAGCGAGACGGACUCUCACACCUUCCAGAGCAUGUUCGGCUGCGACGUGGGGUCCGACGGGCGCCUCCUGCGCGGGUACUACCAAUCCGCCUACGACGGCGCCGACUACAUCACCCUUAAUGAGGACCUGCGCUCCUGGACCCCGGUGGCAGGCACGCAGGCUUGGAUCACCCAGCGCAAGUGGGACCAGGUGGGUGUCACUGAGGACCGCAGGAACUACCUGGAGGGAAGGUGUGUGCCUUGGCUCCUCAGAUACCUGAAGAACGGAAACAGCACACUGCUACGCGAAGAACCCCCUAGAAGACACAUAACCCACCACCCCAUCUCUGACUGUGAGGUCACCCUGAGGUGCUGGGCCCUGGGCUUCUACCCUGCCGAGAUCACCCUGACCUGGCAGCGUGAUGGGGAGGACCUGACCCAGGACACAGAGCUGGUGGAGACCAGGCCUUCAGGGGAUGGAACCUUCCAGAAGUGGGCGGCUGUGGUGGUGCCUUCUGGAGAGGAGCAGAGAUACACGUGCCGUGUGCAGCACCAGGGGCUGCCAGAGCCUGUCACCCUGAGAUGGGCCCCCUUCUCAGCCCUCCUCACUGUGGGCGUCAUUGUCGGCCUGGCUCUCCUCGGGGCUAUGGCCACUGGAACUGUGGUGGGAGCUUGGACCUGCAGGAGGAAGCUCUCAGGUGAGAAAGGAGGACAGUACACUCAGGCUCCAAACAGUGACAGUUCCCAGGGCUCUGAUGAGCCAGCCUCUCAAGAGUGUGAGACAGCUUCCCUGCUGGGUUUCCUCACAUCCCAAUGUUGCGAUUCAAGAAUUGCUGACUCUCUCUUUCUGCCCUGGGACCUGAGUGUGUCUGUGUCCUGUCACAUACUGUGA